Molecule: messenger RNA, 2127 nt
Organism: Herpailurus yagouaroundi (jaguarundi)
Lineage: Eukaryota; Metazoa; Chordata; Mammalia; Carnivora; Felidae
Product: receptor-type tyrosine-protein phosphatase C-like
Exons: 18
Biological process (GO): T cell receptor signaling pathway
Molecular function (GO): protein binding; protein tyrosine phosphatase activity
Source: RefSeq, a predicted model, not a curated record
UGGAGAAGUUAGUAAAACCGAAUCUGACAUCACUACCUAGCAGUUUGUGUAGCUAGCAAAGUGGUUUGUUCUUGGGGUAGCAGAGGAGGAAAUUGUUCCCUGUCUGAUAAGACAACAGCAAAGAAAGGACGCAUGCUGUUUCAUAGGAAUACAGCUGAUUUCCAGAUAUGACCAUGUAUUUGUGGCUUAAACUUUUGGCAUUUGGCUUUGCCUUUCUGGAUACAGGCGUGUUUGUUACAGGAGAAGACAAUACUCUUUCCAGUCCUGGACUGAACUCAACAGAAAAGCCCAGUGUUCUGGCUCCAAGCGACCCCUUACCUGCCCGCACCACUGCACUCUCACUUACAAGCAUCUCUGAAAGAGAAUAUAACUCCUCAGAGACCACGCCUACUCUUAGUCCAGACAAUCCUUCAACUGAAGACUUCCUGAACUCUUUGGAUAAUGCUAAUACUCUUAAUGUGACAGGAGUUACACAGCCGCCUACCUUCCCCACGCACGCAGACUCGCAGGCGCCCUCUGCCGGAUCUGACACGCAGACACCUAGCAGCACUGCUACCCCUCCCGCACUCACCCCUGCUCCGGGGAAGAAUGACACAUCAGGUUUUCCAGGAGAGACGAUUCCACCCAGCACCUUCCCUGCAGACACAGCUUUCACACCAGUAGCGACCCUCAGCCCCGCACUCAGCAGCUCUGCUGCCCUACCCUCACUCAUCUCCAGCAUCACCACCAAAGAUAACUCCUCAGAUCAGAGUCUUACGUCCACGCCACCCGCAACAAGCAUUAUGACUGCUUCCGCAACAGUUCCUACUACACCUAAGCAAUCAUGUGAUGAGAAAUAUAAAGUUAUCAGUGUGAAAUAUCGUUAUGACUAUGGAAAUAAUUCAUUUAUAGCAAAACUAAAUGUUAGCGAUGAUGUGAAGUGUGAAAAUGCCAUAUGUAAAAUGAAUGAGAUCCAUAACCUACCAGCAUGUGAAAAUAAGAAUGUUACUAUCAGUCAUACUUCUUGUGAUCCUCCAAAUAAAAUUAUAGAAUUGGACGUACCACCAGAUCCUGAAAGUUUUUAUUUGAAAACUUGUACAGAGCCAACAAAAGCAAAUAUUUCUAUUUGUUUAAGACUGGAAAAAAAGGAAAACUUUACUUGUGAUGAAAAAAAGAUUACACACGUACUUAAUUGUGCUAACUUUUCUUCAUCUAAUGAGACCGAAACUUAUUUGGAACCCCUUUCACCUAAACAAAAUUAUUCCUGUAAUUUAAAAGUAUUGUAUGGUGCCAAUGAGUUUUUGAACAAAAACGAAAGCUUUGAAACAGAUGUUGGAAGUCCAAAAGCACCUCCAAAUAUUACAUGCAAGCCUAUAAGCUCAACAGAAGGAAGGAUCACCUGGGAAAGCCCUGAAGAUUAUUUUGAUAAUUAUGUUCUUUGUUCGCUGCAUGCUUCAGGAGAAAACUGCAAAGCUCUGGGUAAAGAGGAGACCGAACAUAAUUUGCAAAAUUUGAAACCUUAUACAAAGUACAGUGUGUCAUUAAAGGCUUCCACCAUGGGAAAAGUACAACGUGAUGGACCUGCUGUGACAUGUGAAUUUGAAACACUUGCAGAUAAGCCAACCAACGUCAGGCACUUACUUGCUUCUCGGAUAUCAGAUAAUAGUAUUCUUGUGAAGUGUGAUCCUCCUUCGGACUUUAAAGGCCCCAAUAAUGGAUCCUACCAUCUGGAAGUCAAAACUGGAGAUGCCUUUGUUAAAAAUGAGUCACAAAUAUUUUGCCACUUCUCUGUACUAUAUCUUCAAUAUUCAACAAAAUACGAAUUUAAGGUCUAUUACAACAACGGACACCAUAAUGGAACUCCAGAAUCUGUUUUUCAUUCAACAUCUUAUAAUUCUAAAGCAUUGAUUGCAUUUCUGGUAUUUCUGAUCAUUGUGACAUUCUUAGCCCUGCUUUUCGUUCUCUACAAAAUCUAUGACCUGCGCAACAGAAGAUCCAGUGAUAUAGAUGAACAGCAGGAACUUGUUGAAAGGGAUGAUGAAAAGCAACUGAUGAGUGUGGAGCCAAUCCAUGCAGAUAUUUUGUUGGAAACUUAUAAGAGGAAGAUUGCUGAUGAAGGAAGACUGUUUCUGGCUGAAUUUCAGGUGU